AGCCUUUGCCGUUGCUGUCGCGUUUCCGAUUGGUAGAAUUUGAAAAUAAGUACGCGCGACAGUUUGGAGAUGAGGCAGCGCAAAUAAAACAUUACGGCGAAGUCAAAACAGUCAAAUACGCACUUUCUCAGUUGACAGCUCUAUCAAGAUGAUGGAGUCAGGGCUAAAGGAUGAUCCAGCAAGACCUGCUAUAUUAGUUGUAGAAGAUCUAAGGAGAAAUUUGUCCACAGAGUUUGAUUGUUCAGAUUUGCAGGACUCGUCAGACUUGAAGGAACAUCUGAAGGUGUAUCUUAGGAUAAGACCAUUUUCAGCAGUUGAGAUUGAGAAUGGAGAAUCACAGGACUGUGUGACCAUUCAGCGUCCAGACACUGUCCUUCUCAAACCUCCACAAACAUCUCUGUCUGCCAGGCUCAGUGAUAAAUCAGUGCCAGUUACAGCUCAGCGUUUCCAGUUCUCUCAGGUCUAUGGUCCAGACACUACACAGAAGGAUAUAUUUGAUGGCACAGUAAACGGACUUGUCAGAAAUGUUCUAGAAGGGCAAAAUUCUCUGGUCUUUACGUAUGGUGUCACCAAUGCUGGGAAGACCUUUACUUUUUUAGGUCCAGACACUAAUCCGGGCAUCUUGCCUCGUUCCCUCAACAUGAUCUUCAGUAGUCUGGAGGGUCGCAUCUUUACCCAGAUGUGCCUGAAACCCCAGAGGUGCCGAGAUUUCAUCAGACUUACAAAAGAGCAACAAAAUGAGGAAGCAGCCAGCAAACGCAACCUGCUCAAGCUUUUCAAAGAGUCUGAUGCUCAGAGGAGUAUUUCUGGCCAUUGCUCAAAGUCUGAUAUUGAAGAUGGUUCCAUGCUCUCUGACGUAAACUCUGCGGUUUUGGAUGUGGAGAUGGACAUGCACACUAGGUUUUCUAUUUGGGUCUCGUUCUGUGAGAUCUACAAUGAGAACAUCCAUGACUUGCUAGAACAGCAUGCAAGCAAUGCUUCACGGAAAACCAACCUUCGCCUUUGUCAGGAUGUCAAAGGAAACUCAUUCAUUAAAGAUCUAAAAUGGGUCCAGGUGAGCAGUGCGGAGGAAGCCCUGAAAGUGAUGAAACUGGGCAAAAGAAAUCAGAGCAUCUCUAGCACUAAACUCAACCUGCUCUCCAGCAGAAGCCACAGUAUUUUCUCUGUUCGAAUACUGAAGGUGGAGGAUGUGGGAAUACCUAGAGUGGAGUCAGUCAGCGAGCUGGCACUGUGUGAUCUGGCUGGAUCAGAGCGUUGUGCUAAGACUCAAAAUAAAGGUGAACGGCUAAAAGAGGCUGGCAACAUCAAUACUUCUCUGCUCAGUCUUGGAAAGUGCAUUAAUGCACUAAGGAAUAACCAACAGGCUAGACAGCAUGUUCCGUUCAGAGAGAGUAAACUCACUCACUAUCUGCAGGGCUACUUCACAGGCCGGGGCUCAGCCUGUAUGAUUGUAAACAUUAAUCAGUGCUCCUCCAUGUAUGAUGAGACGCUGAAUGUGCUCAAGUUCUCUGCCGUGGCUCAGAAGGUGGUGGUCCUCACCACUAAGAACAUCCCAGUGGGAGUGAAAAGGAGUGCAAGAGAGGUGUCCUUCAUAAUCAACAACGCUGAUUGCCGGGAAAUGAGACGCAGCUCAUUAGUACGAUGGGACCCAAGUCUUGAGGAUGUCCAGGAAGAUUCUGACUCAGAGGACGAGUAUGAAGACCAGAGCGAAAUCGAGGACACCUUACUAAAUUCUGAAGAUGAAUGUACAGAGACUGUGCAAAUCAAUAAAAAGCUUUAUGAGGGCCAGCAGCGGUUAAUAGUGAAUACUCAGCAGCAGUUGACAGCAGUACAAGCCGAACUCUUAACCCUAGAAGCACGUGUUCGAGAUGAAGUGACAAAAGAAUUCUCAGAACUGAUUUCCCAGAUGCAGGAAGAUUACAGUGAACGUAUGUCCAGAGAGCGGGAGCUGAUAGAGGAACGGUGUGAACGGAGACUGGAGAUUCUCAAAAACCUAGUGGAAAAAACGGCUAUGGAGGAUGACCGUAUGAAUUCAACUGUGGCCAAAUCAGAGGAGGAGAAACGUGUCUCUCUAGACAGCCUGUUUGACUCUAUGAGUGGUGACCUGGCAGGAAUCAGACAUGAUGCCCAGGCUGCCCAGUCCUGCUUGGUGACCUCUGAUCCCAGAGUCUCAGCGACAUUGCAUGACCUUGAGAAAAAGGUCACAGAACUUUCAGAACAGCUCAGCAUAUCUCAGAAUCAGCUGUUGCUCAAAACAAAGGAGCUUGAAACCCAGAGCCGGCUGUCAGAUGAACUGGAGGAGGUGAAGAAGACUCUGGAGAGCCACAGGGAAAGAGAAUUUAAUCUGAGUGACAUGUGCAGACAGAAGGAUGAGAUGAUUGCCAAACUCCAGGCUACUUUGGACCAGCAUGUAGAAAGAAAGGCUGAGGAUAGAGCUCAAAUGGACUCUGUCCAAAAGGAGGUCAUCCAGUGCUGUUGCACCAUUAAAGAGCCCCUCAGCUCCCGGAAUGAAACCAGAAAGCGACGUCAGGAAGGAGAGGGGCUUGAAGGACAGCCCCCGCUCAAGAAAGGCCCCCCGGAGGACUUGAAAAUGCCUGAAGAUGAAGCAGAUGAUGGGCGGGAAGACUCCGCCCUUCAUGAGGUCAAAGGUCAGCUGGAGUGUUGCCUUGCUGAAGCCAAACAAAAAGACAAGCAGAUCACAGACCUUGAGCAGGAAUGCCACAGAUUACAAGUGUGCAUUCAGGAUCAAAAGUCAAAUCUGGAUGAAAGAGUGUCACAGGAACAUAUUCUGAAAGAAGACGUUUGUCAGACAACAUUGGAAAGCAAACAGAUGGCAACGGCUGUGGAUUUUAGCAAUCUGAACGUAGCAGUUGCAUCCAGAUGUAGCAACACUACAGGUGCGUUUGCUGCUAAAUCACUAAUGGCUAAGCGAGAUCUUGAACUGAGAGAAAAGAACAAACACAUCUUGACUCUUGAAAAGGAAAUUGCGCUAAUGAGACAGAAAGCAGAACACACAUCUGACUAUGAAAAUCUCAAAAAACUCAACUCUGAACUGCAAGCUGAGGUCACGAGCUUAUGUAAGGUCAAAGCCGAACUUGAGGAGAAGAUUACAUGCCUUCAGAAGGAGAAGGAGGGGCUUGAAGAUAAGGAGGUGGGGCUGACAAACCCUAACACUCUUGGAUUUAAAAGUAAAGAGAGAGAUAACCAAACACACCUCAUGCUGUCUGGAAAGGAGGCUGAACUUGCACUGAGAGAGAAUGCUCUAACUUUAAAGGAAACUCAGCUUUCAGCACUACAGAAGAGUCUGAAGCAAACACAGGAGCGUCUGGAGGAGGAGGAGAUGCAGGCGGUGCAGGAGGCGCGCAGGAAGGAGGUGGAGAGGAGGAGAGAGAUCCUGGCUGUGGCAGAGGAGGCCAUCGCUCAGAAAGAUGCAGAGCUACAGAAGAGACAAGUAGAGAUCAGCCGGUUAAAAGAGGAGAUUAAAACUAGCGAGUUUAAGAUGAGCAGUCUGACUGUUGAUCUGCGCAGAAGGGAAGAUGAUUCAUCUGAUCUUCGGGAAAAACUUUGUGACUCAAAGAAACAAAUACAGCAGGUCCAGAAAGAGAUUUCGUCCAUGCGUGAAGCUGAGAAAUCUCUACGACUGAAGCUCAGCGAUCUAGAAAAAACGAAAGUGCAGCUCCAGAAUGAGAUCGCCAACAGAGAUCGCACCAUUAACCAGUUAAAAGCUGAACGAUCCUCUGGUUCAAAGUCAGAUGAGAAUCUGCUGCUCUAUCAGAAAGCAUGUAAAGAUCUGCAAGAGCGUGAGCGUGUUAUUGAAGACAUGCGCUUGGCUCUGACAGAACAGGAGGAAACACAGACACAGCUGGACCUUGAGUUGGACAACAGAGACGCUCGGAUUGAUGAGCUCACUCAAGAGCUGGCCAGUUUGAGAGAAAUGUUGCCUGAAGAGAGGGACAGGAGUGAUUCCAGACCAAUCUCUAAAGAUGUUUUACAGGCCAGACAGCAGAUCACUCAGGCCCACGAGAGCUUACAGCUUGCCAAUGAGAAGCAGCAGGCAGAACGCAAGAAGUGGAUGGAGGAGAAGUUGAUUCUGAUUGGUCAGGCUAAAGAAGCUGAGGAGAGGCGGAAUCAGGACAUGAGACGAUUUGCAGAUGAUCGAGAACGGCAUGUUCGGCAACAGGCUGAAAUGGAGUCUCUGGCUGCACGUCUUAAUGCCCGUGAGGAAGAGAUGGAAAGGUGGAGAAAGGAGAGAGACACGCUUGUCUCUGCUCUGGAGGUUCAGCUGAAGAAACUCAUCAUGUCCAAUGGAGAAAAAGACCAACAGAUCAAGAUGCUGCAGUCCAGUAACACUGCCCAAACACCAGAGGAGGUCAGUGAGGACAGCAGGACCGAGGCACUGCAGGCAGAGCUGGCUGUAAAAGAGGCUGAGAUCCAGAAACUGAAGGAGCAGCUCAGCAUCAGUGCCACAAACAGCAGCAUUCGCAGAAACUCUACUACACAGACGAUGGAAGUGGAGUUUUCUGAUAUGAAGCCUCUGAACAGCAGUACAAUCAAGCACAAAAGCCGAACCAGAGGAUCUGUCAUCAGUCAGAACUCAUCCGGUAGCGGUCCACUGGUGCUAGAUUCAUCAGAGAUCUCCACGGAAACAGGCAGACGGUCUAGGUUUCCAAGGCCUGAGCUGGAGAUUUCCUUCAGUCCUCUACAGCCCGAUCGCUUCGCUCUCAAGCGUCAGGGUGAAGAAUCUGCUGUCACUGUUAAAAUCUCCAGACCCACACGCAAGAGGAAGAGCGGCGAGAUGGACAAGAGGAAAGGAGCCAGGAGCAGCGCUGUGAAAAAGAAAGCUUUCUCUGAGCCCAAUCCACAGGAUGCGGUGGAAGGUGAAAACAUCAGAAAUACAAGGUGCAGAUUGACUCCUCACCUAACACCUCAUCGGGAAGAGUCCCCAAAUUCCCAGGAGUCAAACCAAAGAGGGAAAAAAGACAAAACGCUCCAGAAGAUUGGAGAUUUUCUUCAGAGCUCUCCCACCUUUCUUGGGAGUAAAGCGAAGAGGAUCAUGGGAUUGAUGAGUGGAAAAUCCCCUGAUGGUGGGUCGACUCCUUCUCUAAAACUGAAAUCCAAACGUGAUAAACGGAAAUAUGACAGACCCGAUAUCUCCUCACCAAUGGACAUACCGGCUCAUCGGAUUAUUGGCCGAAAUCCAGAGGACAAAGAGAGUGAAAACCUUAUCAAGAAACGUCUUCGUACAAGAAUGGCCAAAUGAGCCAGAAGGAAUUUUUUGUUUCAUUAUAUAUAUAUUUUUAAUCAAACCAGUGUUUAUAAUCUUUAGGGUUUGUCUUUUAAUCAAUGCACUUUUCAUACACUAUUGUCUAUUUUUUUAAUAGCUAAAUUUCUUUUUUUUUUUUGUACUUUUUUUUAUCAUAUAUGGCACAUAAUAUAUUAUCCCAGAACACUAGUGCUGCUUUUAACAGCGAUGAUAGACAGUUUUCAUAAGCUCAUAUAUGGAAGACUGAACCCAUUUGUGCUGCUAGAUUUAGAAUAGACGUUCAGAAAUCACUACCGCACAUCUCUGAUAUUUGUCUUUUCUGUAUAUUUAAACUACGGUUAUCUGUUUACUUUAAUCCUUUAUGCAUAUGAAUUCAAAACUGUUGUUUCUUUCUAACCACUUUCUGCUUUUCAAGAUAUAAAACUGUUCACACACAAAAAUAUAGCACAAAGUUAAAGUUUAUGGGGUUGUGUGUUGUUGUUUUUUCCACUUGUCAACGUUCUUUUGUUUCUGUUUAUCACCUUGUCACCAACCAUUAAUAUGUGCCACUCACAUGAUAAAGACUCUCCAUUACCACGUCAGUAAAACUGUGCGCCAGAUGCCUAAUGACACCCAAAGGACUAUUCGUUUGAAUUACUGAACAAAUGCUUAUGUAACAGACGGGUAAUUGAAUUUGCCGAUCGCAGCACGCAGCCCGGUGCCCUUAUCUAAGAUGGCAUAAAAGGAAAAAGGGGAAGGGUGAGGGACUUGAAACAGGUCUAUCUCUUUGUUGGCACUGAAUGGCAGGAUGUGAACUGGGUGGAUGCUUGCGAUGAUGAAUCACGGGUUUGAUGGUGUGUGGGAGCAUGUGGGGAAGACAAAAUGGAGGAGCGAAAACCUACUGUGCGAGGAAUUAGGAAGAAAUAAAACAUACUGUAAGAUC
Molecule: messenger RNA, 6185 nt
Organism: Danio rerio (zebrafish)
Lineage: Eukaryota; Metazoa; Chordata; Actinopteri; Cypriniformes; Danionidae
Source: RefSeq, a predicted model, not a curated record